This is a messenger RNA of Beta vulgaris subsp. vulgaris (sugar beet), 1073 nucleotides long. RefSeq lists its product as uncharacterized. Lineage: Eukaryota; Viridiplantae; Streptophyta; Magnoliopsida; Caryophyllales; Amaranthaceae. The coding region runs from base 19 to 894 and encodes 291 amino acids. The transcript has a single exon. The record is from RefSeq and is a predicted model, not a curated record.
CUUAGUUCUCACUUUCAUAUGAAAGAUCUUGGUGUCCUUAAGUAUUUCCUUGGUAUUGAGGUGGCUCGGAGUUCCGAAGGUAUUUUUCUAUCUCAACGCAAGUAUGCGUUGGAUGUUUUGAGUGAGUCUGGUAUGUUGGGCUGUAAGCCUAUUGACACCCCGAUGGAGCAGAAUCACCGCUUGGCUUUGGUUGAUGAUGCGCCACUAUCUGAUCCAGAUCGUUAUCGUCGGUUGGUUGGUCGUCUUGUAUAUCUUUCUGUGACUCGGCCCGAACUUAGUUAUGCGGUUCAUACUCUGGCUCAAUUUUUAAGUGCUCCUAUGGUUCCUCACUGGGAAGCCGCUCUUCGUGUUCUCCGUUAUCUUAAAGGGAGUCCAGGGCAAGGUAUUCUCCUUCGUUCUCGCAAUGAUUUGUGUCUUUCCGCUUAUUGUGAUAGUGACUGGGCUGCUUGUCCUACGACACGACGAUCAUUAUCUGGUUAUCUGGUUUUUCUUGGUUGUUCGUUGGUCUCCUGGAAAACCAAGAAACAACCAACAGUAUCUCGUUCUUCUGCUGAGGCAGAAUAUCGUUCUAUGGCUGUUACUACUUGUGAGUUGAAGUGGUUAAAAUCCCUGCUAUCUUCUCUUGGUGUGCUUCAUUCUCGGCCCAUGCGUUUGUUUUGUGACAGUCAAUCGGCCUUGCACAUCGCAAAGAAUCCCGUGUUUCAUGAUCGUACGAAGCAUAUUGAGGUCGAUUGUCAUUUUGUUCGCGAUGAGUUAUUAGCUCACAAUUUAUCUACUUGUUAUGUUCCUACUGGGCAUCAGUUGGCUGACAUUCUUACGAAAGCCCUUGGGCGUUCUCAGUUCAGUUUUCUUCUCCGCAAGUUGGGCAUUCGUGAUCUUCAUGCUCCAACUUGAGGGGGGGUAUUAAGGAAAUAUUGUGAUAUUGUGAUAUAUUUUCCAUAUAUUUGUAAUUAUCUUUUAGGAGUAUCUUGUAUAUCUUUAUAACGUGAUUUCAGGAAGUUAGGUGUUUUAGGGUUUUGUAAAGCCUUGUAUAUAUGGCUGUAACUUCUGGUGAAAUGAUAUACAAAAAUAUA